UCAAUCUGGCUGGUUGAAAAACAAAGCUCCUGGCUUGACGACGGAUCGGUGCGCUACCGACGUUCACCGGUCCCAAAAUUAAAAUGUUCUUUCGUUUGUUUAUCCUUUUACCGGUGGUCACGGUCGUGCUGUUCCUGUAUGGUGCAAUCGUCAACAUUGGCUACAUCGAAGAGAAUCGUUGCCGCAUGACGUAUAUGUUCGAGCAUCCGCAGUACACCCGCAUAACGGUGCAAGGCAACGAACGAUUCCCAAAGUAUGGCUUGUACGCCUACUCGGAAGGUUUCAUAACUCAGCGCGUACAGCAACGUUCGUUCAACGGAGCACCUGUGCUCUUCAUUCCUGGCAGCGGUGGCUCGUACAAACAGGUACGGUCGCUCGCUUCGGUGGCCUUGCGCAAGGGGAUCGAUAACAACUGGCAGGCCCAUCUGGACUACUUCAGCGUGGACUUGAAUGAGGAAUUUUCUGGAGUCUUUGGCGGAUACUUACACGAUCAAACUGCAUUCAUUGAGUUGUGCAUUCAAGAGAUCAUCCGGCUGUACGGUGCACGUGGACGAUCGACGCGGAUCUUUGUAGUUGGUCAUUCUGUCGGUGGAAAACUUGCUCAAGCAAUCGUAGCGGAUGGGCGUGAAAGUAUCGUACGGCAUGUGGCCGGUAUUGUUACAAUUUCCGCACCGGUCGAUAAGCCGGUCGUACUGCUAGAUCAUUACCAUCAAAGUUUCUACAAUCGCAUCGAGCAGGCGUGGAAAGUGAAUCGAACAAUUUCAACAGGACUGAAAGCUGCCGCAGGCAAACAACUGGAUGGAAUUUUAUUCAUCACAAUCGGCGGAGGAAUCCGUGAUAUCAUCGUGCACGAUGGGCUAACCUCAUCCCAGUUUGCGGACCUACACGUGAUGACGCACAACAUUCCCAAAGUUUGGCUGUCGGUUGAUCACCUCUGCGCUAUGUGGUGUCUACAGUUUGUGCUGGUAAUGAACCGUUUUUUCUAUAGCAUGAUCAUACCGAAUGGACGUAAUAGUUACGGAUUUGUCGAAGAAAAAGUAAAACAGUUUGAACAAGCCAAGCGUUUUCUAGUCCAGAGCGCCGACGACGACGAUGAUGAUGCAUUUCCCAAUCGUAAGGAAGAUGCGGAAAGAAUCAUUAUUCACCAUCCAGAGCAGGAGGACUGGAUCGAAGACAUCAGACGCUCGUACACCGAGCGCUACCGAGGAGGACUGGAACGUACGCGCGUACAAAUGAUUCGCAUCGUGCCGGACAAACCUGCACAUCGAUUUUUACGUGUCGAGGUUCUUAAUUCUGAACAGACAACCAACUGGUUGUCAGGAUGUGCCGCAAUUGAAGUUUACGGCAACUCUCGUAUGUGUCAAACAUCGUACUCCCUAGCAAAUUACACGUUGCAAGUACCCUCAUCUAAAUUCGAUCGUCUCGGGGCGCUGCUGGAUCUGCACGAGUUAAAACAACGAAAUCCCCGCUGGACGCACGUGUUAAUCAAAAUCCCGCGCACCUUCAAACCGGUGCAGUUUAGUGUGGACGUAUUUAAUCCGGCGCAGCGUGAGAUUAACAUAACCAUGCCGUACUGGUUCGACUAUCGAAAGUGGACGAUUCUGCAGGAUGCCUCGCAGGACGAUUCCUUUUAUCGCAUAACUAUUGACGCAAUGACACAAACUCAUCAGACGAUCGCUCUCGAUCUGAAAGCAAUUUCAUGCGAUGGCGUAAAGGGAACGUCGGUCGUGAAAGUACACGUACCUUGGGCCGAAGGCUACGAUCGUUACGCGUUCCAAGAGGAUCUAAAUCAAACCACCGUAUACAUCUACCCACCGAUUGAAAAACCCCAAGGAAAGGAACCUUUGCCAAUUUAUGUUGAUGUAUAUUUCACUCCCGGAUGCCGCUAUCAUAUUCGCUAUGGCCAAUCUCUUCGCGUCAGUGUCGCUCGCGUCGUGCAGCAGUACUUUAUGCUCAUUCCGGCGCACUGUCUGGCACUGUUACUGCUGGCAUUCAAGGAUCAACUUUCCCAGACCACACCUGAUGAACCGGCUUUUGUGGUAGGAAAACUUCGCAGUUCGCUUACGAAACCGGGACCACUGCUGGUGUUGUUAUUAGGUACCUCGCUGUUGGGAAAAUUCUUGUCGCUCUUUAAGGCGAUCCCUCGCAUCGAAUCGUUCUCAACACCUUUACUAGUAUCAAUCCUUAUUCAUCUUACCUCGCUCGGAGUGCUGCUGAUCGCCACCCUGGCGCUCUGGGGUGCGAUCGCCUUUUGUGCCAACUUUGCUCAUAAAAUUAUCCUCCGAUUGAUCGCGCUCCCUAUUCCGGUAAUGUCGUCGACGUUCCUGUCCUGCAUCCACAAGUUUCCCCUAGCCAUUGCGGUGUUGCUGGUCGCCAUCGCACUGACUGCCUGCGGUGGAGUCAGUUUGCUUUGUGCGGCCGCCGUAUACUUUGUGCUCCUGUCGAAGGCGUACGAAGAUUACUUGGAAAACUUUGUAUUUCACACCGCGCGCCGGAUUGCGGCUCGGCUCUUCGGUGCGCGGGAACGCGAGGGUGCUGAUAGUGGCAGCACGGCACGCCGUCGACGACGACACCGACCAGCAAAUGAAACAGGAGACGAGCUGAUGGUGAUCAACUUUCAUCUACCAUUGUUUUUCCUUGUGAUUCUCCUAGCCCUACUGAAUGUGCCAAGUGUUAUAACGUGGGCCAAGAAUUAUCACUACUCAAACACGCUACAACCUGAUCCGUCGCUUGUACCAGCGCUGGCCGUCCUGGCUUGCCUGGCUGUCGUAUGGCAGCUGAACACACCGAGAAAUUUGUACGGUUACGAAGUUCUGGCCGCACUGCUGGUCAUUGUGGCCUUCGUAUCCGUUCUGUAUUGCCAAGUGCAUGUAUACCGUCUUAACUAUUCGGUGGCGAUAGUGUUUAUUGCUAUCACCUUACACCAAAUAUUUGCGCCAAAACGACGUGAGAUAGAGGAAGCUACGGACAGCGAAGAGAAGGAACAGAAUGAAGAUAAUAAUAAAGAUGCCUGUUAAUUGUUUAAAUAUUGUAUUUCAAUAAAAUUUACCAUCU
Anopheles coustani is the source of this 3054-nucleotide messenger RNA. Its product is annotated as GPI inositol-deacylase. The record is from RefSeq and is a predicted model, not a curated record. The transcript has a single exon. Gene Ontology annotation, molecular function: phosphatidylinositol deacylase activity. Lineage: Eukaryota; Metazoa; Arthropoda; Insecta; Diptera; Culicidae. Gene Ontology annotation, cellular component: endoplasmic reticulum. The coding region runs from base 84 to 3017 and encodes 977 amino acids. Gene Ontology annotation, biological process: endoplasmic reticulum to Golgi vesicle-mediated transport; GPI anchor metabolic process.